Molecule: messenger RNA, 1796 nt
Organism: Lagenorhynchus albirostris (white-beaked dolphin)
Lineage: Eukaryota; Metazoa; Chordata; Mammalia; Artiodactyla; Delphinidae
Gene: PTGDR
Product: prostaglandin D2 receptor
Exons: 3
Coding region: 306-1391 (361 amino acids)
Biological process (GO): positive regulation of cytosolic calcium ion concentration; G protein-coupled receptor signaling pathway; inflammatory response
Cellular component (GO): plasma membrane
Molecular function (GO): prostaglandin D receptor activity
Source: RefSeq, a predicted model, not a curated record
GACCUGUCUCCUCAGGACCCGGCGCGUUGGGGCGGAGCUCUUCACUCGGCUGCCGGGGGUCUCUGCGAAGCCGGCGCCGGGUGCGCAGCCUGCAGUGCGUCCCGCCCCGAGGGGCGGGGUGUGACCCGAGAGUUGAGAUAAGAGGCGCCUGCUGUGGUGAGCGCACCGCCAUCCGCGGAGCUUCCUUGACGGCCCAGCCUCUCUGGCGGAGCCGCGCCUGGGGCGGCCGGGGGGCUUCUCUGCACGCAGACGCCGUGGCCCCAGCCCUCCCGCAGCCUCCGCUCUGGCUCGCCGCGCCUCCCGCCAUGAGGCCGCUGUUCUACCGCUGCUGCAACACCACGUCGGUGGAGAAGGGAAACUCAGCGACGAUGGGCGGGUUGCUCUUCAGCACGGGCCUCCUGGGCAACCUGCUAGCCCUGGGGCUGCUGGCGCGCUCAGGGCUGCGGACGUGCCCGCGGCGCUCGCCGCGCCCGCCGCCCUCCGUCUUCUACGUGCUGGUGUGCGGCUUGACGGUCACCGACCUGCUGGGCAAGUCCCUCGUGAGCCCCUUCGUGCUGUCCGCCUACGCGCAGAACCGGAGCCUGAGGGGCCUGGCGCCCGCAUCCGGCAGCUCGCUGUGCCAAACCUUCGCCUUCUUCAUGUCCUUCUUCGGGCUUGCCUCGACGCUGCAGCUGCUGGCCAUGGCCCUGGAGUGCUGGCUCUCCCUGGGGCAUCCCUUUUUCUACCGACGGUACAUAACCCCGCGCCGGGGCGCACUGGUGGCGCCUGUCGUGGGCGCCUUCUGCCUCGCUUUCUGCUCGCUGCCCUUCGCGGGCUUCGGGAAGUUCGUGCAGUACUGCCCCGGCACCUGGUGCUUCAUCCAAAUGGUCCACGAGGAGCGCUCGCUGUCAGUGCUGAGCUACUCAGUGCUCUACGCCAGCCUCAUGCUCCUGCUGGUCCUCGCGGUCGUGCUGUGCAACCUGAGCGCCAUGCGCAACCUCUACGCGAUGCACCUGCGGCUGCGGCGGCUCCCGCGCUCUGGCCCCAAGGAACGAGCAGAGCUGGCCGCCGGCGAGAGGGAAGAGACCCCGCAGCCCCUGGAGGAGCUGGAUCACCUCCUGCUGUUAGCCCUCAUGACUGUGCUCUUCACCAUGUGCUCCCUGCCUUUAAUUUAUCGUGCUUACUACGGAGCGUUUAAAGCUGUUCACGAGAAAAAUGGAACUGCUGAAGAAAUUGAAGACCUCCGAGCCUUACGCUUCCUCUCUGUGAUCUCCAUUGUGGACCCUUGGAUUUUCAUCAUUUUCAGAACAUCGGUAUUUCGGAUGUUUUUUCACAAGAUUUUCAUAAGGCCUCUUAUGUAUAGAAACUGGCAUGGCAAUUCUUGCGGAACUAGCAUGGAAUCCAGGCUGUGACGGUGUGUUAACCUCUCUGUGCGAGCUGGACCCAGAAACUUGCUCCUAAGGAGUGGAAUACAGCAAAAAACAACUGGCACGUUACACUCCAGCUUUGGUAACAGAAAAGACUGUGGCUUUUGCCUCACGUGCUUGCUCUGAUGGAAACCAGCUGCCAUGCUGUGAGAGGCUCACAUGGGCAAAAAACUGAGGGAGAUCCCUAGCCAACAGCCUGUCCAGAGCUGGAGGCCUCAGUGCAACAACCCAUGAGGAACUGAAUCCUCCUACAGCCGCAUGAACCUUCUUGGAAGUGGAAACUUCCGAAUCCAGCCUUGAGAUGGCUGCAGCCCCCGCCAACGCCUCUGCUGCGACCUUGAGAGAGACCCAGAGGACCCAGCUGAGCGGCGCUCAAAAUCACUCAGAAAC